Molecule: messenger RNA, 569 nt
Organism: Oryza sativa Japonica Group (Japanese rice)
Lineage: Eukaryota; Viridiplantae; Streptophyta; Magnoliopsida; Poales; Poaceae
Source: RefSeq, a predicted model, not a curated record
AAAUUCCAUCUCAGCAUUUUCUCCAGUUUUUCUCCUACUCUUAACUCGCUUGAUCAGCGUCAAAUCUAACAGACAGAUCCAUCGAUGGCUGCUUCCGAAUUCCGAUCCGGCCGUCGUGCCGUCGCGCUCGUCGUCGUGAUCUGCGCCGUCCUGCUGCUGUCCUCCGCCGUGGAGCGGGCGGCGGCGCAGGUGCCCUGCAGCAAGUGCGACCACGCGUGCAAGAAGUCGUGCAAGGGCUACGGCCGCGACUCGUCGUGCAGCCUCCCCUGCGGCGACCCAUCCAACAAGGCCGGCUGCGAGAGCUGCCUGGACGCCUACUACCUGAAGUGCCUCAACUACUGUGGCCAGUCCUGCCGUGUGACCUGCACCAGCGGCUGAAAAAAACCGUUCACGCUUCAAUUCGUCUCUGAGCUCACGGCGCCGGCCGCCGUCGUGAAGCCUUUUGAUGUGUCACGUAAAUGUAUGUACUGUCUCGAUCAUAUGUAGUUCUGUUACUUUCUCCGUUUCAUGCAUAUUGCAAGUUAUUUUUGUUUUGUCCUAUUUCAGAGUACUCCUUCGUCCCAAAAAAA